This is a messenger RNA of Yarrowia lipolytica CLIB122, 300 nucleotides long. RefSeq lists its product as uncharacterized. Gene Ontology annotation, biological process: protein urmylation; tRNA thio-modification. The record is from RefSeq and is a predicted model, not a curated record. Gene Ontology annotation, cellular component: cytoplasm; nucleus. NCBI's taxonomy places the organism in Eukaryota, Fungi, Ascomycota, Dipodascomycetes, Dipodascales. Gene Ontology annotation, molecular function: protein tag activity.
AUGCAAAUUACUGUGGAAUUCAGUGGAGGGCUCGAAACCGCCUUCGACGGCAACAAAAAGCACGUGCUGGACGUGCCGGAGGGCUCCUCAGUCAAUUGGCUGUUGCACCAUAUGGUGGAGACUCUGAUGCCGGAUCACAAGCGAGAAGAGGGCAAAAACAUCUUCUUGCAGGACGAAAGUGUGCGUCCCGGGGUGUUGGUGCUCAUCAACGAUUCGGACUGGGAGCUGGAGGGCGAAGACCAGUACAUUUUGCAGCCCCGAGAUGUCAUCAUCUUUGCCUCAACUCUUCAUGGAGGUUAG